AUGGCUGAACCAAGUAGUGGUGUGCUACCAGAGAAAAUUUAUGACCGCCACGAAAAGCGCGCUAACGUGUUUUGGGAUAAGUUCUACAAAAAGCGGCGAGGGUUUAUUGCUUCUUCAAAAGAGCGAAAUUGGAUGUGUAGAGAAUUUAAAGAAAUUGUGUAUGACCCACGAGACACUAUUGAUGUGUUUGAAAUUGGGUGUGGUCUUGGGAAUUCAAUGGUCCCUCUUUUGAGGGUUAAUCCAUCUCUUAAGUUUUAUGCGUGUGAUAUUGCACAGAGUGCUGUUGAAGUCGUGAAAAAAGACGAAUACCUACAUGACUACUUAACAGCAUUUGUGCAUGAUGUCACUUUACCGAUUCCCCAAGAAGUAAUGCCAUCAUUUUCCGUCGACUAUUUGUUACUUGUGUUUGUGCUCUCCACCAUUUCACCAACAAAAUUUAUGACAACCCUCAAAAACUUGGACGAGGUAUUAAGGCCAAACGGGGUGUUUUUUUUCAGAGAUUACGGGAUGGGCGACAUGAAACAGGAAAUAUUCGAGAAUCGUGGGAACAAACUGUCAGAGAGGUUUUAUUUAAGACAAGAUGGAACACGAAUUUAUUUCUUUUCAUUGGAAGAGACACAGAACUUUAGAAAGGAAUUGAAUUACGAUAUUAUCGAGGAAAAAAUGGUUACAAACACAAACAUCAAUCACAAGAAGCAACUUACAAUGGUCAGGAAAUACAUUCAAGCCAAGUGGCGGAAGCCAACAAAAUAA
This is a messenger RNA of Entamoeba invadens IP1, 753 nucleotides long. RefSeq lists its product as hypothetical. Bases 1 to 753 code for a protein of 250 amino acids. The record is from RefSeq and is a predicted model, not a curated record. The transcript is spliced from 2 exons. NCBI's taxonomy places the organism in Eukaryota, Evosea, Mastigamoebida, Endamoebidae.